Molecule: messenger RNA, 441 nt
Organism: Cavenderia fasciculata
Lineage: Eukaryota; Evosea; Eumycetozoa; Acytosteliales; Cavenderiaceae
Exons: 2
Coding region: 1-441 (146 amino acids)
Source: RefSeq, a predicted model, not a curated record
AUGUGUGGUAUUCCGUUUAACGAUAUUGACCGACGUGAUGAACGUCAAUUCAGUCGUCCGCUGGUGAUCUUGAGUCGUGUCGACCGUAUCAACUCUACUAUAAAUAACAACCGACCAACUUUAAUUUAUUCAUCAUCAAAGAAUCACAAGAUUAUCGUUGCCGAGGACAGACAAAAGCAUCAAGCUGUUGGGGCCUAUGCAUGUAAUAUCAAAGAUGUUUUUGAAUGUGGUGAAAAAAAGACAUUGUACUCAACAUCCUCGUUGCAUCUACAUCAUAGAAUAAUGCAACUGGAAACAAUUGAAAUAUCUCCACAAUAUGAUCAAUGUCAAAUAACUUGGAAGGUAUCUAGUCCAGUCAAAGUUAAUCCAUUGCCAUCCAAUUGUUCACAAAUUAGAUUUAUGAAAAUGAUCGAGAAUCAAGAUAAUGCAUUCCAACAAUAA